Messenger RNA from Tarenaya hassleriana, 4151 nucleotides. Its product is annotated as ABC transporter B family member 19-like. The record is from RefSeq and is a predicted model, not a curated record. The coding region runs from base 194 to 3946 and encodes 1250 amino acids. Gene Ontology annotation, biological process: transmembrane transport. Gene Ontology annotation, molecular function: ATP hydrolysis activity; ATP binding; ABC-type transporter activity. The transcript has 10 exons. Gene Ontology annotation, cellular component: membrane. Lineage: Eukaryota; Viridiplantae; Streptophyta; Magnoliopsida; Brassicales; Cleomaceae.
ACUGGUCUUCAACACUUCUCUCUAUAAAGACAUUCAUCACCCGUUUCUCUCUCUCUCUCUCUCUCUUUCUCUGAGUCAAUGGCAAUGGUCUAGAAAUCCCACUGAGUCAGCUCGUCUCGGUCGCUAGAACUCGGGUCUUCUCCACUUUCUCCGCUUCCGUAAACCCCAUCUUCUCCGAGUUCUGUCUGUAAAAAUGGCAGAGACGGCGGCGGCGCAGGCUGUUCCACCGGAGACGGAGAAGAAGAAGGAACAGAGCUUGCCUUACUUCAAGCUUUUCUCUUUCGCCGACAAAUAUGAUUGUCUCUUCAUGAUCACUGGUUCACUUGGCGCCAUUGUCCAUGGCUCCUCCAUGCCCGUCUUCUUCUUGAUCUUCGGCGAAAUGGUUAAUGGGUUUGGAAAAAAUCAGAUGGAUUUGCACAAACUGACCGACGAAGUGUCCAAAUAUGCUCUGUAUUUUAUCUACCUGGGCCUUGUGGUGUGCUUCUCUUCAUACGCAGAGAUUGCAUGUUGGAUGUACACUGGAGAAAGACAAGUAGGUGCUCUCAGGAAGAAGUAUCUUGAAGCUGUUCUGAAACAAGAUGUCGGAUUCUUCGACACCGAUGCAAGAACCGGAGACAUCGUCUUCAGUGUCUCCACAGACACUCUUCUCGUCCAAGACGCCAUUAGCGAGAAGGUUGGCAAUUUCAUACACUACCAGUCAACAUUUUUGGCGGGACUAGUUGUUGGUUUCGUGUCCGCAUGGCGAUUGGCUUUGUUGAGCAUCGCGGUGAUUCCCGGAAUUGCUUUCGCCGGCGGUUUAUACGCUUAUACGCUCACCGGAAUCACGUCGAAGAGUCGAGAAUCAUAUGCCAACGCCGGUGUGAUCGCCGAGCAGGCAAUUGCUCAAGUUCGAACUGUCUACUCGUAUGUCGGGGAGAGCAAGGCUCUGAGUUCAUACUCUGAUGCGAUUCAGCACACGCUCAAGCUCGGAUAUAAGGCUGGGAUGGCGAAAGGCUUGGGUUUGGGAUGUACAUAUGGAAUAGCAUGCAUGUCGUGGGCUCUCGUGUUCUGGUAUGCUGGCGUUUUCAUCAGGAAUGGACAGAGUGAUGGAGGGAAGGCGUUCACUGCCAUAUUUUCAGCCAUCGUCGGUGGAAUGAGCUUGGGGCAAUCGUUCUCGAAUCUGGGGGCCUUUAGCAAAGGUAAGGCAGCCGGUUACAAGUUAAUGGAGAUAAUCAACCAAAAACCAUCAAUAAUCCAAGACCCGUUGGACGGGAAAUGCUUGGAUGAAGUUCGUGGAAAUAUUGAGUUCAAAGAUGUAACCUUCAGCUAUCCUUCGCGGCCUGCUGUUAUCAUCUUCAGGAAUUUCUCUAUUUUCUUACCCGCUGGGAAAACUGUGGCGGUGGUUGGUGGGAGUGGCUCUGGCAAGAGUACAGUUGUCUCCCUCAUCGAGAGAUUUUAUGAUCCAAAUGACGGGCAAAUCUUGUUGGAUGGUGUCGAUAUAAAGACCCUUCAAUUGAAAUUUUUGCGCGAUCAGAUCGGGCUUGUGAAUCAAGAACCAGCACUAUUUGCUACUACUAUACUCGAGAACAUACUCUAUGGAAAGCCUGAUGCGAAAAUGGCUGAGGUUGAAGCUGCUGCUUCUGCUGCAAAUGCCCAUAGCUUCAUUACCUUGCUUCCCGAUGGCUACAAUACACAGGUUGGAGAAAGAGGCGUUCAACUUUCUGGUGGGCAAAAGCAGAGAAUUGCAAUCGCUAGAGCGAUGUUGAAGGACCCAAAGAUUCUACUGCUUGAUGAAGCAACAAGUGCUCUCGAUGCCAGCUCAGAGAGCAUUGUUCAGGAAGCUCUUGAUAGGCUCAUGGUAGGGAGAACCACUGUCGUGGUUGCUCAUCGCCUUAGCACCAUAAAGAACGUCGAUUCGAUUGUGGUUAUACAGCAAGGACAAGUUGUUGAAACUGGAAACCAUGAAGAACUCAUUGCCAAGGCCGGAGCAUAUGCCUCUCUUAUCAGAUUCCAAGAAAUGGUGGGCACCCGAGAUUUCUCAAACCCGUCAACACGUCGAUCUCGUUCUACCCGUUUGAGUCAUUCUCUCUCGACGAAAUCGCUCAGCCUUAGAUCAGGAAGUCUGAGAAACCUGAGCUAUUCCUACAGCACAGGAGCCGAUGGCCGGAUUGAGAUGGUUUCAAACGCGGAGACAGACAGGAAAGCUCGUGCACCCGAUGACUACUUCUUCAGGCUUCUCAAGCUAAACUCCCCGGAAUGGCCUUACUCAAUCAUGGGCGCUAUUGGCUCGGUCCUUUCCGGCUUUAUUGGCCCGACAUUUGCUAUCGUGAUGAGCAACAUGAUCGAGGUCUUCUACUACUCAAACUACGGUUCUAUGGAAAGAAAGACUAAGGAGUUUGUUUUCAUUUUUAUUGGUACUGGUCUCUACGCUGUGGUUGCAUAUUUGAUCCAACACUAUUUCUUCAGCAUAAUGGGAGAAAACCUCACCACGAGAGUUAGAAGAAUGAUGCUGUCAGCCAUUCUGAGGAACGAGGUUGGAUGGUUCGAUGAGGAGGAACACAACUCGAGCCUUGUUGCUGCCCGGUUGGCCACGGAUGCGGCUGAUGUGAAAUCUGCAAUUGCCGAGAGAAUCUCGGUGAUUCUGCAGAACAUGACCUCACUUCUCACAUCCUUCAUCGUUGCCUUCAUAGUGGAAUGGAGAGUUUCCCUUCUCAUCUUGGCCACAUUCCCUCUUCUAGUCCUCGCCAACUUUGCUCAGCAACUAUCUCUCAAAGGCUUUGCUGGCGACACAGCCAAGGCUCAUGCAAAGACUUCGAUGAUAGCCGGUGAAGGAGUCAGCAACAUUAGGACGGUUGCAGCCUUCAAUGCUCAGGACAAAAUCCUUUCUUUGUUCAGUCACGAGCUUCUUGUCCCUCAGAAAAGAAGCCUAAGACGCAGCCAAACCUCGGGAUUCCUCUUCGGCCUCUCCCAGCUCGCUCUCUACGGGUCCGAGGCUCUUAUCCUCUGGUAUGGCGCCCGCCUCGUUGGCAAAGGCGAGUCCACCUUCUCCAAAGUGAUCAAGGUCUUUGUUGUUUUGGUCAUUACCGCAAACUCGGUUGCUGAAACCGUCAGUCUUGCUCCCGAAAUCAUCCGGGGCGGUGAAGCAGUCGGUUCGGUUUUCUCCGUCUUGGACAGGCAAACCCGGAUUGAUCCGGAUGAUCCCGACGCUGACCCUGUUGAGACAGUGCGUGGAGAAAUUGAAUUCAGGCAUGUCGACUUUGCUUACCCGUCUAGGCCUGACGUGAUGGUGUUCAAAGACUUCAAUGUCAGGAUCCGAGCCGGGCAGAGUCAAGCUCUUGUUGGGGCCAGUGGGUCGGGGAAAAGCUCUGUUAUUGCAUUGAUCGAACGCUUUUACGACCCAGUAGCCGGGAAAGUGAUGAUCGACGGGAAAGAUAUCCGGCGGCUAAACCUGAAGUCUCUGAGGCUAAAGAUCGCUCUAGUGCAACAAGAACCGGCUCUUUUCGCAGCAAACAUCUUUGAAAACAUCGCAUACGGGAAAGAAGGAGCAACGGAAUCCGAGGUCAUCGAAGCAGCACGAGCGGCAAAUGCUCACGGUUUCAUCAGCGGAUUACCCGAGGGAUACAAGACAAUGGUGGGCGAGAGAGGAGUACAAUUAUCCGGUGGACAGAAACAGAGGAUCGCCAUCGCAAGAGCCGUCCUCAAGAACCCCAGAGUUCUGCUCCUGGACGAGGCAACGAGCGCCUUGGACGCAGAGUCGGAAUGCGUGCUGCAAGAGGCUCUAGAGCGGCUAAUGAGGGGUCGGACCACAGUUGUGGUGGCUCACCGCCUCUCCACAAUAAGAGGGGUCCACAAGAUCGGAGUGGUUCAGGACGGGCGGAUCGUCGAGGAAGGGAGCCACUCCGAGCUCAUCAGCCGGCCGGAUGGUGCGUAUUCCAGGCUCUUGCAGCUUCAAAGCCAUAGGAUUUAAACAUUUGCUUUGAAGGGUUUGUUCUUAUAUAUAUAUGAAUCUGGGCUUAAUCCAUACUUGGAUCGUCUGAUUUAAAUGUAAUGUAAGUUUUUCAUCCGCAUAUAUAUUUCGUAUUCUGUGAUAUAAUGAAAUAGGUGUAGAUUCUGUCAUGGUUUCUGCAGAAGAAGCUUAUGUGAUAUGAGAGGAAAUUAUGUUUGUAUUAUUA